Kogia breviceps (pygmy sperm whale) is the source of this 1961-nucleotide messenger RNA. RefSeq names its product EGF domain specific O-linked N-acetylglucosamine transferase (gene EOGT). The record is from RefSeq and is a predicted model, not a curated record. Gene Ontology annotation, molecular function: protein O-acetylglucosaminyltransferase activity. NCBI's taxonomy places the organism in Eukaryota, Metazoa, Chordata, Mammalia, Artiodactyla, Physeteridae. Gene Ontology annotation, cellular component: endoplasmic reticulum lumen.
GUUUGGAGGUUGCUAUGUUCAUGCUGCUUGUCUUUGGAGCAUUGCUUCAUGAAGUUCCCCUGAGUGGCCAAGACGAGGUUCCUCCCCAGGCUGAUGGCAUUCUGGGCGCCCCUCUGUUCAACUAUGCCAGCCUCCGCCUGCCAGAAGAGCAUAUUCCCUUCUUUUUGCACAAUAAUAGGCAUAUUGCCAUGGUCUGUGAGAAAGACUCGCAUUGUCCUUAUAAGAAACACUUAGAAAAUUUAAAGUACUGCUGGGGUUAUGAGAAAUCCUGCAGACCAGAGUUCAGGUUUAGUUAUCCUGUUUGCACCUACGUGGAUAUGGGAUGGACGGACACUCUUGAAUCAGCCCAGGAAAUAUUCUGGAAGCAAGCCGACUUUGGGUAUUCUGGAGAGCGGCUGGAGGAACUCCAUGUGCUCUGCCAGCCGAAGGGAAUGAACGACUCAAGUUUAGUGUGUUCCCGUUACCUUCAGUACUGCAGAGCGACCAAUCUCUACCUUGAUUUAAGAAACGUCAAGAGAAACCACGACAGAUUUAAGGAAGAUUUUUUCCAGAGCGGGGAAAUUGGAGGACACUGUAAACUUGACAUUCGUAUGUUGAUGUCUCAAGGCCAGCGCAAAAGCCCUCUGCAGUCUUGGUUUGCUGAGCUGCAAAGCUAUACUCAGCUCAACUUCAGACCAGUAGAAGAUGCUAAGUGUGACAUUGUUAUUGAGAAACCAACCUACUUCAUGAAAUUAGAUGCAGGUGUUAACAUGUAUCACCACUUCUGUGAUUUCAUCAAUCUUUAUAUUACUCAGCACAUUAAUAAUUCCUUCAGCACAGAUGUGCACGUUGUGAUGUGGGACACAAGCUCCUAUGGAUAUGGUGACCUGUUCUCCGAUACAUGGAAAGCAUUUACUGAUUAUGAUGUUAUACAUUUGAAAACUUAUGAUUCCAAAAGGGUAUGUUUUAAAGAAGCUAUUUUUUCCUUACUCCCCCGGAUGAGAUACGGGCUGUUCUAUAAUACCCCUCUGAUAUCUGGCUGUCAAAAUACCGGAUUAUUCCGGGCAUUUUCCCAGCAUGUACUACACAGACUGAACAUCACACAAGAGGGUCCCAAGGAUGGAAAAAUUCGAGUCACCAUUCUCGCACGGAGCACGGAAUACCGGAAAAUACUCAACCAAAAUGAGCUUGUAAAUGCACUGAAAACGGUAUCUACAUUUGAGGUCCAGAUUGUCGAUUAUAAGUAUAAGGAACUUGGGUUUUUAGAUCAGCUAAGGAUCACGCAUAACACGGACAUAUUUAUUGGAAUGCAUGGAGCUGGUCUUACCCAUUUACUUUUCCUUCCAGACUGGGCUGCUGUGUUUGAACUAUACAACUGUGGAGAUGAACGGUGUUACUUGGACCUGGCCAGGCUGAGAGGCGUCCACUACAUCACUUGGCGAAGGCAGAGCAAAGUCUUUCCUCAAGAUAAGGGCCACCACCCAACUCUGGGGGAACAUCCGAAGUUUACCAACUACUCUUUUGAUGUAGAAGAAUUUAUGUACCUUGUCCUUCAGGCUGCAGACCACGUAUUGCAACACCCGAAGUGGCCAUUUAAGAAAUCACAUGAUGAGCUAUAAAUGUGUUGAGUCGUUUUGCCAAAAGGGAGUGUUUAAACGGUCCUCCAUCCAGACUCACCUCACAGUUAAAUAGGUAAAACAGCCUGUUAUCUCCUAGCCCCAAAGUACCUUUUUCUAAUGCCAAAACAUGCCUUCAGGGUAUUACUUAUGUGUUUUAUAGUCUUUAACUGUUUCAUGUGAUUGUUGUGUCAUUGCUAUUUAUCAAGAUACUCUUUUUGCACUGAAAACUUUACUUCUUAUAGUUCACAAAUUGGGCCUGGGCUCACUGGCGUAAUUGAGCCUUUUUCUUAGGGAUACCAAAGUUUGCAACUUUCUUAGCUUUAGAAUUUGUAAAUGUUUUUAUAGAAUACUAUGAACUCGUCA